UCCAGCCCCCCAAAUCCCCCCCAAACCCCCGCCAAGAUGUUCAGCUGGCUGCGGAAGCAGGAGAAGAAGAGCCCCGAGGUGGUCCGCACCGUCACUGAGGGGCUCAAGACCCUCUACAAGAAAAAACUUCUCCCGGUGGAAGAAUUUUACCGAUUCCACGAUUUCCACUCGCCGGCGCUGGAAGAGGCCGAUUUUGACACGAAGCCCAUGGUGCUGGUGGCCGGGCAAUAUUCCACUGGGAAGACCACCUUCAUCCGGUACCUGCUGGAGCAAGACAUCCCGGGGGGCCGCAUCGGGCCCGAGCCCACCACCGACUCCUUCGUGGCCAUCAUGCACGGGGAGAGCGAGGGGGUGACCCCCGGCAACGCCCUCAUCGUCGACCCCAAGAAGCCCUUCCGCAAACUCAACCCCUUCGGGAACACCUUCCUCAACCGGUUCAUGUGCGCCCACCUCCCCAACCAGGUGCUGGAGAGCAUCAGCAUCAUCGACACCCCCGGGAUCCUUUCGGGGGCCAAGCAGCGCGUGUCUCGGGGUACGGGGGGGCCCCCCCCAGCCCUCCCCCCGCGGGCUCGGGGCUGGGGGGGGCGCGGGGGCCGCGAGGAGGGGGGGUACGGUGGGGUGCUGGGUCCGGGCAGGGGGUAA
Molecule: messenger RNA, 642 nt
Organism: Phalacrocorax carbo (great cormorant)
Lineage: Eukaryota; Metazoa; Chordata; Aves; Suliformes; Phalacrocoracidae
Source: RefSeq, a predicted model, not a curated record